Molecule: messenger RNA, 1630 nt
Organism: Solea solea (common sole)
Lineage: Eukaryota; Metazoa; Chordata; Actinopteri; Pleuronectiformes; Soleidae
Gene: taf8
Product: TAF8 RNA polymerase II, TATA box binding protein (TBP)-associated factor
Exons: 8
Coding region: 129-1055 (308 amino acids)
Biological process (GO): transcription initiation at RNA polymerase II promoter
Cellular component (GO): transcription factor TFIID complex
Molecular function (GO): protein heterodimerization activity
Source: RefSeq, a predicted model, not a curated record
ACAACGUCACACAUUUAUAUGCCGUGUUUACUAACGGCGGCUAAAUUGUGAUCAUCGGAGAUGUAAAAUUAAAAUUUCUGUGUGGAUAAAUCUGUUUAAUGAAAGGAUUAGUGUCCAUAUAAAUAGUGAUGGCUGAUCCCGCGGUGGCGUCGGGAGCUUCGCUGAAUGCAGGAGCGCGUGGGACUGGUGGUAAAGCAGCAUCCAGUCCUGCAGAAAACUACCAUCUGGCCAGGCGCCGCACCCUGCAGGUUGUUGUCAGUGCCCUGCUGACCGAGUGUGGCUUCGAGAGUGCAGAGAAAGCAGCGGUGGAGACGCUCACAGAAAUGAUGCAGAGCUAUGUAACUGAAAUAGGUCGCUGUGCCAAAGCCUAUUGUGAGCACACAGCCAGAAGUCUUCCAACCCUGUCUGAUACAGUGGUCACACUCAUCGAAAUGGGUUUUAAUGUCGAAACACUGCCUGUGUAUGCAAAAAGGUCUCAGAGGAUGGUUAUAACUGCCCCUCCAGUGACAAACCAACCUGUGACCCCCAGAGCGCUUUCAGCUGGACAGAAACGCACACAUCCAGCUCAUAUCCCGGGUCACUUCCCAGAGUUCCCUGACCCUCACACUUACAUCAAAACACCAACAUUCAGAGAGCCAGUGUCAGACUAUCAAGUGGUGAGAGAGAAGGCAGCGACACAGAGGAGAGACGUAGAGCGAGCACUCACACGCUUCAUGGCCAAGACCGGCGAAACUCAGAGCCUCUUCAAAGACGACAUCACUGCCUUCCCUUUGAUCGCAGCACGGCCGAGCACCAUUCCAUACCUCAGUGCCCUCCUGCCAUCUGAGCUGGAACUGCAAACCCUGGAGGAGACAGAUUCCUCUGAGCAGGACGAUCAGACGGACAACGAGAACACAACAGGAAACAUCAUCAAUGAUGACCCGGGUGCAGACAAAGAGAACUCCAUGCUUCCUCCCAGUGGUGGUGUUCCGUCCACAAAGUCCAGCGAGGACAACGUGAUUGAUAACCCGUACCUCCGGCCCGUAAAGAAACCCAAAGUGCGGAGGAAGAAAUGAGUCGGGACCCGCCUGAAUCUAACAGACUCACACUUGCUGCCGUAGUCAGAGGAGUGGCCCCGUGCUUUGUUAGCUGGGACAAAUGGCUGCUUUUUCUCAAGACGGGGACCAGUGCUGCUGUAGAUUCUGGCAGACUGACGGACUCAUGAGUGAUUUCCUUUGUAUUAGCUGUCUUUUUCUUUUUUUUUUCAGGAAGCACUGGCUUUGUUUAAAAAUGUUGUAAGCAACAUCCUUGUGUAAUAUACAUACAAACAGACAUUUUGUGAAUAAAGAAAAAAAGAGUUUCUUUUUUAAAAAAAAAAUUCAAACUUGUGACAUUGGUUUUAGUCUGGGUUACAUAUGACUUUAGGAAGGAAAACGAUAAGACGGACACAGUCUUAUGUUUUUAAGAGUUAAUAGUACAAACUCAGGUAGGCCACUCUGCUUCUCUGCUUCAGAAACACCUUUUCAUCAUGAAGCUGAAACACAAAAAUCACAAGAAAUAGUUGAUGAUUUAUAACAAAACACACAAUGAAUUUAUCCCAUCUUAAAUGUUACUGUUUAAAUCAAAAUUAUUUAAAUUUUAAAGGAGGAAU